AUGCAGAAGAGCCUGGGAGACAAUGAUGUCCUCCCUCCAGAUGUGCAGCGUCAGCAGUUCAGGCAGUUUCAGUAUCAGGAGGCCGAGGGGCCCCGAGAGGUGCAGGAGAGGAUGGCGCAGGAGCGUUACCACGGAGCAAUCUUUCCAGGUGAUGCCAUCAAACCUAUGAUGGAGAAUCAUGAUGGAGGAAAAGCGGCUUCUGUACAGCCAGAUCGGGGUCUGGUGACCUUUCAGGAGGUAUCCAUUCAUUUCUCUGAGGAGGAGUGGGGCCUGCUGGAUCCAGAUCAAAAAAGGCUUCACAAGGAAGUCAUGGCGGAGAAUUAUCAGAAUGUGGCCUCCCUGGCUGCUGAUGUUCCCCCGAAAAAGCCCAAGGGUGAACCACAACACCUAAUAUUUGCUGAAAAGCAGCAGAAAAGAAACGCUGGAACAAAACGGAAGAAGGGGAAGGAAUGUACUGCUUCUCAGACUGCUGAAUCCCAGGUGUUUAAUCCACAGUGGAGAAUCCACACAGGGGAGAAGCCUGAUAAGUGCUUGAAGGGUGGAAGCAGCUUUGUUUGGAAGAGAGACCUCCCUGGCCACCAGCGUAUCCACAAUGGAGAGGAAACAUAUAAAUGCUUGCAGUGUGGAAAGAGCUUUGCUCGGCGUUCAAAGCUUACUAUCCAUCAGCGUAUCCACACUGGGGAGAAACCUUAUAAAUGCUUGCAGUGUGGAAAGACCUUUGCUCAAAAUUCACAGCUCACAUUCCACCAGCGUUUCCACACUGGGGAAAAACCUUAUAAAUGCUUGCAGUGUGGAAAGGGCUUUGCUCAGAGUUCUGAUCUUAUUGUCCAUCAGCGUAUCCACACUGGGGAGAAACCUUAUAAAUGCUUGCAGUGUGCAAAGGGCUUUGCUUCGAGUUCAAAACUUACUAUCCAUCAGCGUAUCCACUCUGGGGAGAAACCUUAUAAAUGCUUGCAGUGUGGAAAGGGCUUUGCUUCGAGUUCAAACCUUAUUGUCCAUCAGCGUAUCCACACUGGGGAGAAAACUUAUAAAUUUUUGCAGUGUGGAAAGAGCUUUGCUUCGAGUUCAGAGCUUAUUGUCCAUCAACGUAUCCACACUGGGGAGAAAACUUAUAAAUGCUUGCAGUGUGGAAAGGGCUUUGCUUCGAAUUCAGAGCUUACUAUUCAUUACCGUAUCCACACUGGGGAGAAACCUUAUAAAUGCUUGCAGUGUGGAAAGAGCUUUGCUCAGACUUCAUGUCUUAUUGCCCAUCACCGUAUCCACACUGGGGAGAAACCUUAUAAAUGCUUGCAGUGUGGAAAGGGCUUUAUUCGAAGUUCACACCUUACUCUCCAUCAGCGUAUCCACACUGGGGAGAAACCUUAUAAAUGCUUGCAGUGUGGAAAGGGCUUUGCUUCGAGUUCAGACCUUACUGUCCAUCACCGUAUCCACUCUGGGGAGAAACCGUAUAAAUGCUUGCAGUGUGGAAAGGGCUUUGCUUCGAGUUCAAACCUUACUGUCCAUCAGCGUAUCCACACUGGGGAGAAACCUUAUAAAUGCUUGCAGUGUGGAAAGGGCUUUGCUGAGCGUUCAAAACUUACUAUCCAUCAGCGUAUCCACACUGGGGAGAAACCUUAUAAAUGCUUGCAGUGUGGAAAGGGCUUUGCUUCGAGUUCAGACCUUACUGUCCAUCAGCGUAUCCACUCUGGGGAGAAGCCUUAUAAAUGCUUGCAGUGUGGAAAGGGCUUUGCUUCGAGUUCAGACCUUACUGUCCAUCACCGUAUCCACACUGGGGAGAAACCUUAG
Molecule: messenger RNA, 1785 nt
Organism: Euleptes europaea (tarantolino)
Lineage: Eukaryota; Metazoa; Chordata; Lepidosauria; Squamata; Sphaerodactylidae
Product: zinc finger protein ZFP2-like
Exons: 6
Coding region: 1-1785 (594 amino acids)
Biological process (GO): regulation of transcription by RNA polymerase II
Molecular function (GO): DNA-binding transcription factor activity; RNA polymerase II cis-regulatory region sequence-specific DNA binding
Source: RefSeq, a predicted model, not a curated record